This is a messenger RNA of Anthostomella pinea, 1677 nucleotides long. The record is from the annotation of a GenBank genome assembly. NCBI's taxonomy places the organism in Eukaryota, Fungi, Ascomycota, Sordariomycetes, Xylariales, Xylariaceae.
AUGGAGCGGUUACCCGGCUUCAAUGUCGCCAACUUCCUCGAGAAGCGCCAGCUUCUCAUCGCCAUCAACUGCAUUGCAGCCCUGUCCAUCUUCUUCUUCGGCUAUGACCAAGGAAUGAUGGGAGGUGUGAACAAUGCCAAAGACUACAUCAACCUGAUGGGCUUCGGUUAUGUCGACCUUGUGACCGAGGAACCAAUCAUCACGAACAGUCUAUUGCAAGGUGGCAUCGUGUCUGUAUACUACCUGGGAACUCUGUUUGGAUGUCUCCUCGGGGGCUGGGUGGGUGAUAAGAUCGGCAGAGUCAAGACUAUCGCUGUAGGUGCCGCGUGGGCCAUCGUCGGCGCAUGCCUGCAAUGCUCGGCCAUGAAUCAUGACUGGAUGAUCUGUGCUCGCGCGGUCAAUGGCAUUGGGACAGGUGUUCUGAACGCUAUCGUUCCGGUCUGGGCCACUGAGACUGCCGAGCACACAUCCAGGGGCCAGUUCGUUGCCAUCGAGUUCACGCUCAACAUCUUCGGUGUCGUGGUUGCCUACUGGCUCGAGUUCGGCCUGUCAUACGUCGACAAUGGUAACUCGGCGAUCCGGUGGAGGUUUCCAAUCGCAUUCCAGAUCAUCCCGCUCCUCUUCCUGCUAGGCAUCGUCUGGUUCUUUCCAGAAUCGCCCCGCUGGCUCGUCAAGGUCGGCAGAAACGACGAAGCGCAGUACAUACUCCGCCGCCUGCGCGGAUCCACGGGCGACGAUGCCACGAGAGCCGAGCUGGAAUUCCAGGACAUUCGGAACAUCGUUGAGCUUGAGUCUCGCGAAUCCCAAAAGAACUCGUACUACCACAUGCUCUUUGGUAUCGGGUCGGGCGAACUGCACACCGGACGGCGGGUGCAGCUGGUCAUCUGGCUUCAGAUCAUCCAGGAAUGGGUUGGCAUUGCUGGGGUCACCGUCUACGCGCCCACCAUCUUCCGCAUCGCUGGUUUCGACACGGUCAAGAGCCAGUGGAUAAGCGGGCUCAACAACAUCUUCUAUAUGUUCGCAACGCUCAUCUGUGUCUUCACACUAGAUCACAUCGGCCGUCGCUGGACUCUGUGGUGGGGGGCCGCUGGGCAAGGGAUAGCCAUGUUCCUCGCCGGCGCCUUCUCUCAGCUUGGUCAGGAAGCCAGGAAUAGUGGCGAUCUGAGCAAGGCAAACUCGUACGGCGCUGCGGCAGCUUCGUUCGUCUUCAUAUUCACGAGUGUCUUUGGCGCAACGUGGUUGACCGUCCCCUGGCUUUACCCAGCAGAGAUAUUCCCUCUUCAGGUUCGUGCCAAGGGCAAUGCCUGGGGUGUGGUCGGCUGGAGUAUUGGGAACGGAUGGCUUACGCUUCUGUGCCCUGUGAUGUUCUCGAACAUUGGUGCAACUACACUGCACAUCUUUGGCGCAUGCAACGUGAUUGCCAUCCCAAUUGUCUGGGCUUUCUACCCCGAGAGCAAUCAGCGAACCUUGGAAGAGAUGGACUUGUUGUUCGCGGGCCGUAGCCCUUGGGUGUGGGAUGCCGAGCGGACGUUUGCGAGGCUCAAGGCAGAGAAUCCCGAGCUUGUGCAGGCGGCGAAAAGGGGCGAACAUGUCGUCGACCCCGAGGCCGGUGUUCUGGAGAAGCCCGUGCCGGAAAAUGUGCACAAGGAGAAGAGCGAUGGAAAGACGUCACUGUAG